GCAGUACAAGCUCAAACGUAAUAAGUUGUAGAAAGUACUGGUCCUGCUGAUCUGUCACACACUAAGUCCAAGUUUAUUAGGGUCAUUCGCAGGUGAAUUAUAUUCUUGCGCGACUUAUUUGUGAAGAAGCAAGCAGGUUUACAAUGGCCCACUGCGACCUCUCAGCCUCAAAGGCAGUGGACGAAGGACUGUCUGAAGAGUUUGCCGUCCCCUCUCAUGUGGAGGAGGUCAAGAAGCUCAUGGCAGAGUUUGCUGAACAUCACGGACUGGCCGGGCGCAGAGUAGUCCUUAUCACCUCGGGAGGAACCAAAGUUCCUCUGGAAUCCCGAACAGUACGGUUCCUGGACAACUUCAGCAGUGGUCGGCGAGGGGCCUCCUCUGCUGAGUAUUUUCUGGACUCGGGCUAUGCGGUGAUCUUUCUGCACAGGCAUCGCUCUCUCUAUCCGUACGCUCGUCUGUACACAGGGGUCAAUUUACUGGAUAGCUUGCAAUUUGAGACUGGCCAGGAGGAUGCUGGUCAGAUCCUGGUGGAUCAGAACACACUUCCGAACAUCGCAAGGGUUCUAAAGCGCUAUCAGACGGUGAAAGCCGCAGGAUUGCUGCUGCCGGUGGAAUUCAACACCUUGUCAGAGUAUCUCCAUCUACUCAAGGCAGCAGCUCAAGCGUUAAGCUCCAUUGGGUCCAAGGCUAUGUUUUAUUUGGCUGCUGCUGUUUCUGAUUUCUACAUCCCCGCAUAUGAAAUGCCAGAACACAAAAUCCAGUCCUCUAAUGGGCCGCUUCAGAUAAGUAUGAAGAUGGUUCCCAAGAUGCUGUCCCCUUUAGUGAAGGACUGGGCACCUAAUGCAUUUGUCAUCUCUUUCAAGUUGGAAACAAACCCCUCCAUUCUUUUGGAGCGAGCACGGCAGGCCUUAGAAACAUACAACCACCAGGCAGUGGUUGCAAAUGUUCUCGACACACGCCGUGGUUAUGUGGUUAUUGUCACCAAGGACACACAACAAGAGCUGGUCCUUACAGAUGAGGAAGUGCAGAAAGAGGUGGAGAUCGAGGACAGGAUUGUCAGCAGUCUGACUGCAGCACACGGCCAAUUUAUGUCUCCGCAGUCAUGAAAAACCUUGCUGUUAUUUUGCUACAUGUGCUGUAAGCUCAAGGCAGGUCUGGGAUCAGUUAUUGUUGUAGUAAUUAAAAAGAAAUCGAUUUGUUUGUUGUUCAAAAAAAAUUACAAGCUCAGAAACGUUGAAAUUAAAUAGAUUAUUACAGCUCUAAUAAUUUAUUCUAAUCUUUUCCUUUAUAUUAAAUUUCCACAGUACAAUUAGAAAUACCGUUUAUUCUUUCUUUGGCCUUUAACCAUAGUUUCAAAACAAUAUAUGCUAUAUUAUAUUAACUAUUAUCCUAAUGUUGCCUUUGCUUAGUAUUUUUAUGAAAUUUUGAAACACUGAACGUAUAUAAUGUAUUAAAAAACCUUCUGCACAUGUAUCACCAAAAUAAUUGAGCGGUUAUUGUGAUCAGAGCUUGAUUUUGUUAGACUUUAUUUCACUUGUUGUAUAAAGCAUGUCAAAUCUGUCUGUUAACAUGUGAUAGAGUAAACGAUGCAGAAACACCAGAAAA
This is a messenger RNA of Puntigrus tetrazona (Sumatra barb), 1605 nucleotides long. It is a transcript of the gene ppcs, whose product is annotated as phosphopantothenoylcysteine synthetase. NCBI's taxonomy places the organism in Eukaryota, Metazoa, Chordata, Actinopteri, Cypriniformes, Cyprinidae. The coding region runs from base 144 to 1106 and encodes 320 amino acids. Gene Ontology annotation, cellular component: nucleus; cytoplasm. The transcript has 4 exons. Gene Ontology annotation, molecular function: phosphopantothenate--cysteine ligase activity. The record is from RefSeq and is a predicted model, not a curated record. Gene Ontology annotation, biological process: coenzyme A biosynthetic process.